AUGGUGAUUGGAACAAUCCGAACAGAACCUGACGUGCUAAGAACACUUCCGGCGAUGAACAUGUCCGAGCCGGCACAGAUUGUAGACUAUUUCGGAGAAAAAACUAGAAAAGGGGAGCAGCUUGCACAAGCACUUUCCCAAGCAAUUGCAGCCUCAAAUCUCUCAAUAGUCAUCUUGUCUGUCGACUAUGCUUCUUCAAAAUCAUGCUUAGCCGAACUUUCUGACAUCAUGGGGCGCAAAAACACUCAACAGCAUACUGUUCUGCCCAUCUUUUACCAUGUUGAUCCUUCCCAUGUCCGAAACAUUUGUGGGAGUUUUAAGGCAUCCUUUGAAGAGCAUGAAUCAAAUAGGCCACUUGAUGAAGUGAAGCGAUGGAAAGCUGCUUUCGUUGAAAUCGGCAAAUUAAAAGGGUGGCAUAUACAAGGCGGUAAAUUCGAUAGAUCUGAGACUGAAUACAUUAAAGAUGUAGUUCAGUAUAUCAUAAAAAGUUGAAUAGCAAGUCUAGAAGAGUUUCUGAAGAAUUAGUUGGAAUAGAUGAUCAGAAAAAAACAAUCUUGCAAUUGAUCGAGCAAGAAGAUAGUCGAAUAAUAGGAC
Molecule: messenger RNA, 594 nt
Organism: Hibiscus syriacus
Lineage: Eukaryota; Viridiplantae; Streptophyta; Magnoliopsida; Malvales; Malvaceae
Product: disease resistance protein RPV1-like
Exons: 3
Coding region: 1-492 (163 amino acids)
Biological process (GO): signal transduction
Source: RefSeq, a predicted model, not a curated record